This is a messenger RNA of Nomia melanderi (Alkali bee), 2933 nucleotides long. Lineage: Eukaryota; Metazoa; Arthropoda; Insecta; Hymenoptera; Halictidae. The record is from RefSeq and is a predicted model, not a curated record.
ACUAUUGUUCAGAAAACCGUCAGUAAUGAGUUCAAAUAAAAAUAAAAAUAAAAUAAUUGAGAAAUACGUAUUGGAUGAAAGUGAUAGCCUCGAACAUCAACAUAGUUCGUUGGCUGUUAAUUUAAGUUGUUCGUCGAAUUUAACAAAUUUUGAAAAUAGUUUGCCCGAGCAAGUAAAUGUGAAAUAUAAUGUUAAUGUACCUUCAACUGUAAUCGUUUCUAAUGCAAUCUCAGAACACAGUAAAUACAAUGAUAGUGUUAGAAAUGGACAGACGUCCGUCAACACACGUUGCACCGCAGGUCAUAGUAUCCCUUUGAAACAUGCGAGUAUAGUUUUAGAGAAAAUAGAGAACGAUGCUGAAAUUUUGGAUAAAAACUGUAAAAAAUUAAAGCAAGUUAUUUUACUCAGAACUAAACAAAUAUUUGACCCACAAAACAAACUCUCCGUUAAAACACAAGAAAUUUUAAGUGAUAAACAUGAUCAAUCGGAUACAUUUCAAAAUAAUGACUGCAGUAACAAUUUAAAUUGCUUAUGUAUUGAUGGUACACCCAAAGAUAGACACAAAAGUCAUAGUUCUGCAGAACAAAGACAGCAUUUUAAAUUAAACAAAAGACGGUUGUUUGAUUUAAAAGAAGAUAGAAACAAAAAUGAUCUUCUUACAAAAUGUAAUUCUUCAAUAUCACGUCAAAUCCAAGUGGACAAGAAAAUGUAUAGCAAUAGCAGUAAGUCAAUUAGAAAGAACAAAAACUUUGGUAAUUCAAAUAUCUCUUUAAACAUAUCCUCUGCAUUGAUUUUAGCCGACGAACCAAAAGGUAAUAAAACCAAUUGUUCUACUGCAUCUAAUGAUAGAUGCCCUUCAAGUUUAAAUAUAUCAGAAAAUGAUAGUAUAUUUGUGACAGUACCUAUUGGUUGUUCCACAAUGAUAAAUAAUGAAACAUUAGACAACAAUCAUGAAAUACAACAUGACAUUACACAUCAUCCAUCAUUUCAUCCAAAUACAAAGAAAGAUAUAAUUCCCAUGGAAAUCACACACAUUCAACGAAAAUGUUUAUUAAUAGAUAAUCAAGAUUCUGUUCAAUAUAAUAUAAAUAAUGUAUCGGAUAACAAAAUUUUAGGGGAGAAUGUAUUAGAAAAUAAUUGUGCUCAUGUUUUUGAAUCAUUGUGUAAUAAUUUUAAAAAUACUCAAAUACUCGAAGAGCAUAGUGCAAAAACAACAAAGACAUCAUUGAAUGUAAACACAUCUAUCAAUGGAUCAAGCAGAGAUGAUAGAAACAUAAAUAAAUCCAAACAAAAAGAUUCUAUAAGGAAAAGUAAGAAUGAGAAUAUUGAAAAUGAGAAGGAUGAAAAUAUAUGCUCAACAAUUUUGGAAGAAGCAAGGGAAAGUGUAAAUACAAUUUGUACUUCUUUACAAAUGAAUACAUCAUUAAAUACAUCAAAUAAAUUGCAUUUGCAAGUAAGUAAUAUUGAUAGUACAUCAUUGAAAUUGAAUAGCUCAAUAAGCAUAAAUGAAGCAUUAAGUGAAAGUGUUAAAAGAGAUAUUGAUAAAACUAAUUCAGUUAAAAUAGAAAGCACUGGACUGAUAAAAGAUCAGAAAUCAAAAAGCAAUAAAAUAUAUCAAGAUCAGGCUAAUCUUAUUAUGAGUAAGUCUCAUGUAAUCAUACAUAAAAUUCAAGAUGGUCAAAGCUACGUUGAAGCUACCCCAUAUCCAGCAUAUCGUUCAGUUCUAUUAAAAACACAAUUAAAACAAAAUGCUAUAGUUAGCAACAGUAUUCAUAGAAAUUCUAUUGAAAUGAAUUCUUUUAAAACUAAAAAAGCCACAAGUAAAUCACUAACAUUAAAUAAUUCUUCUUCGCACAAUAUGUCUUGUGUAAGGCUUCCUGUUAAAAGUAAAUGUAAAAGGAAGUUACUUUCUUUACAUGAUUCUUCACAAUUAUUAUCCUUUUCCCCAGUGGAAAAUGAAAACAUAUUACCUGAACGGCCUAUGCUAAGAACCAGGUAUAAAAAAGGAAAAAAACAACAUGUAAAGAACAAACGUAGUAUAGUUGAUAAUGGUAGUGGUGUAAAACGUAUUGAUGGGAAGAACUAUGAUCAGUUGGUAUUAAAGAAUGAUUGUACUAUUUUUUCCAAUACAAAAAAGCAAAAAAGACCGAAGAAAGUUAUUAGCAAAAAAUUUGUUAUUAAACGAUUUGCUAAUGAAAACUUUUUAGGAGGAUUAGAGGAGAAUAGAGGAAAUGCUACUAAAGUGCAGGCUCACAUUUGUAAUAGAAAUUCAUUAAAUGAGUUUCAAACGUUAAAAAAUGUACCCACUACACAACCAUCAAACAAAAAGACACAGAGAAUAAAUAUAGUUGUAACUGGUUUAUGUAAUGAUGAUAAAAACAUUGUUAAAAGUGUUAUUAAAACUCUUGGCCACGCAAGAAUUGAAUCGAACGUUACAAAACGAACAACACAUGUUGUAACCACGGGUGUGCGAACAAUAAAUUUACUAUAUGGAAUCAUACGUGGUUGCUGGCUUGUUACCUUUGAAUGGGUUUUAAGAUCAUUAGAAAAUAAUUCAUGGUUAAAUCCAGAAGAAUAUGAAAUAACGCACUUUUCAAAAGCAGUAUUGGAAAAUCGUAAAGAUAGACAAUUAUUUGGGGCAUCAUAUGUUUCUGAAUUGUUUGCCGCCUGUGGAAGUAUAUACAUUGGAAAAGGCACAACACCUCCAUACGAUACACUGAAAGAUCUUAUAAAAACUGCAGGUGGUCAGAUUACUGAAUGUCCAGAAGCUGCAAAAAUUAUAAUUCAUUCAAAAGGUUUAAAAGAGUCUUGGGUUUUAGAUUGCAUUACAACAGGUGAAUUGCAACCAUUCCAUCUGUAUCAACGACUUUAAAUGUUAAAAUAUUUUCAAAUAAUAUCAAAUGUGGAUUGUGAAUAAAAUAUUUUUUUGAAAA